CAGAACGUUCUUUUUCUCUGUGUGAGUCGCGCUUGGGCUUAUUUAGUCAGCAGCCAUGCAGAUUUUUGUCAAAACCCUCACUGGGAAGACUAUAACUCUCGAGGUCGAAGCCUCUGAUAGUAUCGAGAAUGUUAAGCAGAAGAUACAGGACAAGGAGGGUAUUCCACCUGACCAGCAACGUUUGAUUUUUGCCGGAAAGCAGUUGGAAGAUGGACGUACUUUGAGUGAUUACAACAUACAAAAAGAAUCGACGCUUCAUCUCGUGCUCCGGCUCCGUGGAGGAGGUAAAAAGCGUAAGAAGAAGACUUACACCACCCCAAAGAAGAUCAAGCACAAGAGAGUGAAAGUAAAGCUUGCUACUUUGAAAUACUACAAAGUCGAUGACAAUGGCAAGAUUACUCGUCUCAGACGUGAGUGUCCUAUGGAAGAAUGUGGUGCCGGUGUUUUCAUGGCAAGUCAUUUCGAUAGGCAAUAUUGUGGAAAAUGUGGGCUGACUUAUGUGUUCAAUAAACCUGAUGAAAAGUAAAGUUAAAAUGUGUUUUUUUGUUGGUUUUGCAUUUUUUCAAGACUUGGUCUUAUUAUCUGCAGACAGAGUUGAUAUAAGGGAUCACUUAAUUAGCAUCUUUUCAGCUCUAUUAUCAAGGCUCAAUUAUCAUAACAAGAGAAUUAAUUUGGUCAAUUUCCAUAUUGACAUUUGUUUUCUUAAAAAUGAAUUUGAGUGGUAAAUGUGUAUGCAGCUGACUAGACCAGAUCUUGAAAAGAUAAAAAAUGACAAUUCUAACGCUUAUUUCAGUUUACCAGUAUCUUGUUUAUCAGUUUAUAACUUGAACAAUUGCUGCUAUCUGAACUUAACAUUUUACUAGUAAGCCUAUAUAUGUAAAAUCACCAGACAUGGGUAAUAAAUUAAAACCGAAAC
Messenger RNA from Styela clava, 916 nucleotides. Its product is annotated as ubiquitin-ribosomal protein eS31 fusion protein. Gene Ontology annotation, biological process: translation. Gene Ontology annotation, molecular function: structural constituent of ribosome; protein binding. NCBI's taxonomy places the organism in Eukaryota, Metazoa, Chordata, Ascidiacea, Stolidobranchia, Styelidae. The record is from RefSeq and is a predicted model, not a curated record. Gene Ontology annotation, cellular component: ribosome.